Molecule: messenger RNA, 753 nt
Organism: Brenthis ino (lesser marbled fritillary)
Lineage: Eukaryota; Metazoa; Arthropoda; Insecta; Lepidoptera; Nymphalidae
Source: the annotation of a GenBank genome assembly
AUGCCAGAGGUCAAAGUCAAAAAGGUCGAACCACGUGCCGAGCGGGAAGAGCUGGAGAUGUCGUCAUGUCAAAAAGGCUCAACAUCGGCGCCUACGCACGUCAAAACUCGACUCAAUCAAAAUGGGGAAGAAAAAAAACGUGACAAAAGUGAAGAAUCUAUUCGAAAAAAGAUAAGUAAAUUGGAAAGUAAACUGCAGAAUCGUCGAAGAAUAAUUUCAUCAGACGAAGAUAUUCAGAGUCCAUGCGAAGACCAGUUUCUACAAGCAGACAAGAUGACAGGUGUGCUCACACCAUGUGAUGCACCCUGUUCGCCCCAUACAGUGGAGACACACAAUUCUGAGCAUCAAGAUGGUUCUCAGCUUUUCCCUGCAGACCCAGCUACAGAAACAAUAGAAACUGUUGACGAUAAGCUAGAUGAGGGUAUUUUAGAAAUACUUGGGAAUGCACCUGAACCAGACACCACGCUAGGAAAACCUAUCCAUAAGGACAUAGCUGCCAGAUGGAUUGAGGUAUUAAAGAAAGGAUUAAAUAAGGAACAAAAAGAUCUAUUGGCCAAGGAAUAUUUAGUUCCUAGUAACUGCGAGUUACUCGUGCCACCUGUUUUAAAUCCUGAAGUAAAAGUUGCUUUACUUGAACAAUUUAUAAAAAGAGACACUUCUUUAAUGAACAGACAAAAACGAUCCGCCAAUGCUAUUUCUGCGCUAGGUCAAUCCAUUGAAAUUAUUAUUUCUACAAAUUGUGAGCAAGGGUUA